AUGUUGAAAAUUUCAUUAUUAUUAUUAUUCAUCGUCGUCUGCUGUCGAUACGUUAAAGGUGCAAACAUAUUAGGAGUUUUUAGCGUACCGUCAAUCAGUCAUCAAAUUGUGUACAGAGCAUUAAUGUUAGAAUUAAAUCGUCGCGGUCAUAAUUUAACGGUUAUAACUCCAGAUCCGAUAAGAGAUUCCAGUUUGAAAAAUUAUAAAGAAAUCGACGUGUCGUUCAUGUACGAAUUAUGGAAUCGUAAAAUGAUAGCAAGUCCGAAAGAUUUUAAAAUAAUCGACGAAUUUCCAGAGAUAUUUAUUUUUUUAUUUGCAAAAUUAGGACCGGAAAUAUGCGAAGGUUAUUUAUCGAGUCCGGAAAUACAAAAAUUAUUACUGGAAAAACCUGAAUUCGAUAUACUGAUAACGGAAUUCGGUUCGCAUCCGUGCGUUUACGGUUUUUCAAAAUUUACAUCGUACAAACACAUCGGAAUGACAUCGUUCCAAACAAUUCCAGUCGUACAUUCGAACAUUGGAAAUUUAGCGACACCAUCAUACAUUCCAGAUCCGUUUUUCUCCAUAACGGAUUCAAUGAAUUUCGUACAAAGAUUACGAUCGACUAUUUUUCAUUUAUUUAUGUGGUUCGUUUACGGUUACACGAUGUGGAGUCAAAAUAAAAUAACUAAAAAAUAUUUUGGAAAUGAUUUGCCUCAUUUAAUCGAUCUGGAGAGAAAUUUAACAUUGCUUAUGGUCAAUACGCAUUUUUCCAUGAGUUAUCCGAGACCAUAUCCGGUUAAUUUAAUCGAAAUCGGUGGGCCGCCAUUUCAUUUAAACGGAAGGAAACGGAAAUCGUUACCGAAGGAAUUAAAAAAAUUUAUGGACGAAGCACAAGAUGGCGUCAUUUUUUUCAGUUUAGGUACGAACGUUAAAACGAAUUCAGGUUUUACGCAAGAAGAAAAAAUAUUAAUCGAAACAUUUGGUAAAAUGAAACAAAGGAUUUUAUGGAAAUGGGAAAACGAAAAUCUUAAUGUUAUUUUGAAAAACGUUAAAAUUUCAAAAUGGUUUCCGCAAGUUGAAAUUUUAUCUCAUCCGAACGUGAAAGCGUUCGUUACACAGGGAGGACUUCAAAGUAUCGGAGAAGCGAUAGAAUAUAAAGUACCAAUGAUAAUAAUGCCAUUUUUUGCGGAUCAAGGUCAUAAUGCCAUGAAAAUGAAAUCCGUCGGAGUGGCAAAAGUUUUCGAAUUCAAUGAAUUAAACGUCGAAGAUUUCACGGAAGCUUUGAAUGACGUUUUAUAUAAUUCCACGUAUAAGGAAAACAUGAUAAAAUUUAAUAGAUUAGUCAACGAUCAACCGAUGCCACCAUUGGAAAAAGCAGUUUGGUGGACAGAAUACGUACUGAGGCAUAACGGUGCGCCUCACCUUCGUUCGGUUGCUGCCACGAUGCCGUGGUAUCAAUAUUUAUUACUCGACGUUUUGGCAUUUUAUUUAUUAAUCAUCCUAAUUUUUAUUUAUUUGAUUUUUAAAACGGGGAAAACAUUAAUUAAAUUUAUUUUUCGUUUUAAAUGA
Molecule: messenger RNA, 1548 nt
Organism: Pediculus humanus corporis (human body louse)
Lineage: Eukaryota; Metazoa; Arthropoda; Insecta; Psocodea; Pediculidae
Product: UDP-glucuronosyltransferase 2B20 precursor, putative
Exons: 4
Coding region: 1-1548 (515 amino acids)
Molecular function (GO): UDP-glycosyltransferase activity
Source: RefSeq, a predicted model, not a curated record